UUUCUGAAGAGGGAGAGGAGGACCCAACGAGGGUAAAAUUACGAGUCCGAUUCCUCUCGCGCUCUCUCUCUCGAUCUCUCCUUUCCCUUCCAUUCUCGCCUGGAUCGAGCGAUUUCCGGCGUUCGUCUCGAUUUCUACUCGGCUUUCUUCGGCGCCUGUGUUUCCAUGCAAGCCAUUUCCUGGAUUGAGAGGAAGAAGACAACAAAAAAACAAAACAGCCGAUUCUUCCGUGAAGGUCUGGGGUUUUCUGGAGAAAUGGCGUCGCAAUCGAUGUUCAUGCAUUGUGGUGAAUGAAGCAUGAGCUGGGGAAUCUGUUGAUUUGGCAUUGCUAGCUGUAAAAGAUACACACUGAUUCUUCAAAAUCAAGAUUCGUUUUGUUAAGUCAUCGAUACUUCUAUUUCGAGCAUGUCGGGGCUUAAUUGAUCGUGAAUCCCAUGGCGCCAACAUAUUGAUUAUGGUUCUUUGAUCUUCAUAGCAGACGAAUCUUGUCACAAUUUCGACUGAAACAGAAGAAAUUCAUCAAGUUUCUCUAAUAGCCUCGACAUUCGAUCAUUAUGUGGAGAUCUCUAUCCAUACCGUGCUUUAGAUCAAAGAAGAAUCUUGCUGAUCUAGCUAGAGCCAGCCAUGAUUCCUCAGACGACGAAACCUCAUCAAAUGCAAGCGCCGAAGAAGCACUGGAAUGCCCAAUUUGCUGGGAGUCAUUCAACAUUGUCGAGAACAUCCCUUAUGUUUUAUGGUGUGGCCACACAUUGUGCAAGAAUUGCAUUCUCGGCUUGCAGCGGCCUACUCUGAAGCUUUCCUUUCAACAUGUUCAGGUCCCGUUUUUCGUCUCUUGCCCUUGGUGCAAUCUGUUGACAUUUCGGCUGAUCUACAAGGGAAACCUUAGACUCCCGAGCAAGAAUUUCUUCCUUCUGUGGAUGGUCGAGAGCAGAAAUGGUGACAGAAUGCAAUCCGCGCCUCCCUACACCAGAGACCGUCAUCAAAUAUGCUCGCCGCGGUGCACUUCAGUUUUGGGAAAUAGCUCUUGUAACAACACCACCAACAGGAGGUUGCUUCAAGUUAAUCAUUCGAGCUCCGGACGUAGUCGCAACCGCCCUAUCGACAUCGCUUCCGAAAGAAUCCAGAUUUCCUUUCACAAGUCUCUGGAUUAUUUCAUCCAUUUGACAACGAAGCUACCGUUCGUCGUCCUACUUCUGAUCGUCCUGUUUGCAAUACCUAUCAGUGCUGUCAUCCUAGUGCUGUACCUUAUAAUGACGAUUUUCAUCGCACUCCCGGCGUUCUUGGUGCUAUAUUUUGCGUACCCGACGUUGGAUUGGGUGGGACGAGAGAUCAGAACUUGAGCCAUUCAACGUCGGGUAUAUUUCUGCCGUGUCUUGCCGAACCGCUGUCCGGUUAUGAGAUGAGAUGUCUUGUCUUAUGGAAUAAAACCUCUUUUAUCUGAAGCCACCGAAGAGAUUAGAAAUUUCGAGGAUGCUGCGAUAUUAUGGUGAUUAUGUUUCGACGGCUGUUUGUGACGUACGAUUUCUUUUCGCUCCUCAAGAAUUUUCUAUUGAUGUGGUGAUGAUGAUAAUGUUUGCCUUCAAGGGAAGCUUAGACUGGGUUUUAUUGCGUAUUCGAACUUAAGGCGAUGCUUUGAUUCCUUCUUGGCCUUAUCGUUUUUGGUCAUUUUCUUCGAAGUUCUUAUUUCUUGGCAUAUAGAGUUUCGAUAGUUUGGCAAGGUGUACAA
Molecule: messenger RNA, 1726 nt
Organism: Andrographis paniculata
Lineage: Eukaryota; Viridiplantae; Streptophyta; Magnoliopsida; Lamiales; Acanthaceae
Exons: 4
Coding region: 555-1340 (261 amino acids)
Source: RefSeq, a predicted model, not a curated record